Molecule: messenger RNA, 721 nt
Organism: Benincasa hispida (wax gourd)
Lineage: Eukaryota; Viridiplantae; Streptophyta; Magnoliopsida; Cucurbitales; Cucurbitaceae
Product: non-specific lipid transfer protein GPI-anchored 5-like
Biological process (GO): lipid transport
Molecular function (GO): lipid binding
Source: RefSeq, a predicted model, not a curated record
UAUCAGAGUAAAUUAUACAGAGAAAUGGGGAUUAAUGAGUCAAUUAUUUUGGUAGUGGUUGUGGGUUUGAGCAUGAGCCACGGAAGCUUGGGUCAGUCAAGUGGAUGCACCACGGCCUUGAUAAGCUUAUCCCCAUGCUUGACUUACAUCACCGCCACCGGAACCACCUCUCCGUCUUCCUCGUGCUGUUCGCGCCUUGCCACCGUGGUUCAAUCGCAGCCACGCUGUCUUUGCUCUGCCCUCAACGGUGGCGCCGCCGCUUCUCUCGGUGUCACCAUCAACCAGACUCGAGCUCUUGCGCUUCCUGCUGCUUGUCGUCUUCAAACCCCGCCACCCACCCGAUGUAAUGAUAAUGGUAAUGGAGGUGAGGGUCCGAUAAUAUCCCCAAUAAGUUCAUCAGACAAAUUAGCAGACGAUGAAGAAGUUGGUGAAGCUCCUUCAACGCCGGCGACAACAUGGGAGUCCAGUUUUCCUUCUGCAAUAGGGUCCGACAAUGUUCCGAUAACCAAAGCAAUCCCAUCGGGCGGCUGGAGCUUAAUCAACUCGCCCUUUUAUCAUCUCAUUAAUCUCAGCAUAUUUCUUAUAUCUAUGUUGCUUUAAGCUUAAUUAUUAUUGAAUUGCCCUAUCACAAAAUCAAAUAUUAAUUUAUCUUUGCAAUAUUAUUUAUUUAUACACCCGUAAGUUUCUAGUACGUUGGUACUCUCAUUGUAUCUUAAUGUAC